ACAUCCACAUCCACCUCCUCCUCCCCUCUCUCUCUCUCAACACUCCAAAUCUCACUCUGCAGACGCCCAUCACUGUUACUCCCCAAUACAGACAACAUUUCUCUUACUCUGUUUUAUUCCAUCCCAACAUUUUUGUCAAUUAAAUAACUACACAUAUUUGGGCUGUGUUCCAUCGUUUUCUAGAGAGCCCUCGUGAACUUCAUAACCGAGGAUUUAGCGAUAGAGAUCUGAGGCGGAGAGAGAGAGAGAAACAAAUAAUGAUGGUAACGGGUCACUUGCUUAGAAAAAGCGGUUGCCUCUAACUCCAAGAUUCAGGUGAAUGUGGCCUUCUCAACUCCCCCUUUUCCUCUCUCAUUAAAGAUUUACAUGCCGCCAACUCCAACUUUGUCAAACUCCUCUUUAAUUUCUUCCUCCAAGAACACAUUUUUAAGGGUUUAAAGCUGGUAAAAAUUGAAGCUUUGUUGUUUUGAUUCCACAAGUGCAAUUCCCUUUUUGGUGGUGGUGGAUUCUUGAAUUCUGAGUGGGAAAGAUUGGAUUUUGAGAUGGAAUUGAUAUGGGUUUUGGGGAAAGUUUGUUUCUUGAGGUGUAACUGAUGUGGGCUUUGGCAAUUUUUGAAACCUCUUUAUUGUUGAAUUUAUGUAAUUGUGAAAAAAAAACAAGUGUUUAUUAGAUGGUAGUGUUGAUUGCUGUAAUUUAGGGGGGAAAUAAAUUCUGCCUAAAAAUAGAUUCUGCUAUAAUCUGUGAUGCGAUACACUUUGAAGAUUUUGUGUUGUUGUAAAUCAAGAUUGGUGAGGGUGGAAUCAUGACUAAGGCAGUUCGUGAUCGGAUUCUUAAAGAUGUGAAUGGUAAUGUUAGUGAUCAUCUACGCAAUCACAUUCAUUUGACAAAUUGCAUUCAUUUGAAGAACCAUAUGCAUAAGAACAGCCCGAUUUUGGCGGAUAGGGCGCUCAUGAGGGACCUCGUUGUCCUACAGAGGUCGAGGUCGUUGAGGGACCCGUCUGCGAGCCCACCCUCGUGGCAGUCCCCGUCUGCCAUUGAUUUGCUCUUGAGGCGAGGGGAAGGGGAGGAUGUGGUUAGUGGGAGGCGUAGCAUUGGGAUGGAGCGUGGGAGGGUUUCGGGGAGCUCACCUGCAACGGCUGCUGUGAGCAGCCGUGGUGGGAAAGAGAGGAGGGUUAGGAGAGGAGAGGAGAGUGAGAGGGUUGUGGGAAAUGAUGAAUGUGAAGGAGAGGGGGAGGGUUUGGUUGGUGAUCGUGUUUCGUUGGGCUCGUCUCAGUUGAGGGAGAAGAGCGCGGAGACGAGAGGAGGUCAUCGACAAGAUAAGAAGCUUAUGACGCUGUCGGACCAAUUGAGGAACGUCCCGGCUGUGAGCAAUGAUGCAGUUUCAUCUCAUAAUCGCGGAGAUGCAAGACGCGUCUUCCAUUCGGAGAAAUAUCCUGAGGAAGCAGGUAUUGGUAUUCGACAUAGGAGUAGUUUGAAUAGGGGGAAAAGGCGCAGAUUUCGUGGUGGGAGGAGAAGUCGGCCUUCUAUAUCUGUUCGAGAUGGUGGUGGUGGUGGUGAGGCGCAGAAUGAGAUGUCAGUGGCAUCUAAUUCGUUUGGCGAGGGCCGAGCUUCACAGAAAUAUCACGGAGAGGAAGAAGUCCAGCAGCUCUACAGUCAGAAUGUUAACGGUGAUCCGAGAAAUGGAUGUGGUAUUCCGUGGAACUGGUCGAGGAUUCAUCACAGAGGGAAGUCGUUUCUCGACAUGGCUGGCCGGAGCCUCUCUUGUGGUUUAUCCGAAUCAAGGUCGAAGAAAGCUGGUUCCAAUUCUCGAGGGAUGGAUAUCCCGAACAUGCAUGUGAUGUCAUCGAGUUCGUCCACUCGAUCGGAUGCAGAGGCAUUGCCUCUAUUGCUCGAUCCUUCUGGUUCUCGUGGAAGCAUGGAUCGAGCUGGUUUUUUUCAUGAUUACUCAGGGGAGUUAGGCAUUUAUGCUGGCAAUCUGCUGAAGCAAGAAACCGAUUCAGACCUUGCAUCAGAAGGUAGGUCACGUGAGCAGCAUAGGUACCGGAAUCAAAACAAGGAGAGACAUCAAAAUCUCACGCAAAAGUACAUGCCGAGGACGUUUAGGGAUUUGGUUGGACAGAACUUGGUCGUGCAGGCUCUCUCAAAUGCUAUCUUGAGAAGGAAAGUCGGGUUGCUCUACCUGUUCUACGGGCCUCAUGGGACGGGUAAAACUUCAUGUGCUCGUGUAUUUGCUCGAGCAUUGAACUGCCAGUCAUCGGAACAUACAAAGCCUUGUGGAUUUUGCAACCCCUGCAUAGCACAAAGUAACGGGAAGAGCCGAAACGUCAAGGAAAUAGGCCCUGUCAGUAACAUGGACCUCGAGAGUAUCAUUGGCCUGCUUGGGAAUGUGACUUCUUCGUCUUCCCAACUUCAGGCUCAGUACCGAGUUUUCAUAUUUGAUGAGUGUGAUACUGUGUCUUCUGAGUGUUGGAGCACGAUAUUGAAGGUCAUUGAUCGAGCCCCUAGGCGUGUCGUUUUUGUGCUUGUUUGCUCAAGUCUUGAUGCCUUACCUCAUAUAAUCAUAUCCAGGUGCCAGAAAUUCUUUUUCCCAAAGUUAAAGGAUGCAGAUAUUAUAUAUACGUUGCAAUGGAUAGCCACGAAAGAGGAUCUUGAUAUUGAUAAGGACGCCCUCAAGCUCAUUGCAACAAGGUCUGAUGGAUCUCUGAGGGAUGCUGAGAUGACUUUGGAGCAAUUGAGCUUAAUCGGGAAGAGAAUAUCCGUUGCCCUUGUUCAAGAACUGGUUGGGCUCGUUUCGGAUGAGAAGCUGGUGGAUCUUCUUGAUUUAGCAUUAUCCGCUGACACUGUCAACACAGUGAAGAAUCUGAGGGAUAUCAUGGAAUCGGGUGUCGAGCCAUUGGCGUUAAUGUCACAGCUUGCAACAGUCAUAACCGAUAUUCUUGCUGGAAGCUACGACUUCACUAAAGAAAGGCCUAAAAGGAGGUUUUUUCGGAGGCGUGAAUUGUCGAAAGAAGAUAUGGAAAAACUGCGUCAAGCGCUAAAAACAUUGUCCGAAGCAGAAAAGCAGCUGAGGGUGUCGAACGACAGGAUAACAUGGUUAACUGCUGCACUCCUACAACUGGCUCCUGACCAACAGUAUAUGCUGCCUGUUUCUUCAGCCGAGACGAGCAUGAAUCACAGUCCCUUGGUCUUAAACGGAGCUUCUCUAAGAAACGGGGCAAGAAAAAGCAAUGCAGAAAUGCCUGAUUUUCAAGCUGGAAGUUCUGCAAAUGUUCAUUACAAUGAUGAGGUGAAGGGUAGUGUUAUGGCUGGAAACAAACACGAUAAAGGCGAGAUGAACUCUCAACAGGCACAAGCAGUUUAUAACGAGAAACUGGAGGCGAUAUGGCUGGACGUGCUGGAGAAGAUCCCAGCGAAUAGCAUACGAGAGUUCAUGUAUCAGGAAGGGAAGCUCGUCUCUGUCAGUUAUGGCGCAGCUCCGACCGUGCAAUUACUGUUCAACUCGCAGCUGACAAAGUCCAAGGCAGAGAAAUUCAGAUUUCACGUCUUGCAAGCUUUUGAGUCGGUUCUCAGAUGCCCGGUGACGAUUGAGAUCAGAUGCGAGUCGAGAAAAAGCACCAGCCGGGCACCAAUUUUGCUACCCGCAGCUCAGAAUAUGCCUCGUUUGGAUGUGAAUCCGACCACAAACACCGGUGGUUGGAUGCCUACGGAUGGCAUGCCAUCUUCUGAAGCCAAUAGGAGAGAGAUCGUCGAAAUUGAACCCUCCCCUGGAGAGUAUAAAGGUGGUAGGCGUAGGGACGCCAACCUAGAGUCUGAUGGGCGGAACUUAGAAAACGCGGGAGCGACAUCUUCACAGAAGAUAUCGACCGUGUUAGGUGAGAAAAAUCAGUGUCUUACCCUUGUUAAAAGCAAGGUAUCCCUUGCUCAUGUGAUUCAGCAUGCAGAGGGAUGUUCUCAACACAGUGGAUGGUCGAAGCGCAAAGCUGUUUCAAUCGCAGAAAAACUGGAACAAGAAAAUUUGAGACUAGAGGCAAGAUCGAGGAGAUUGCUAUGUUGGAACGCUCCAAAAAUGAAUCGCCAAAAGCUUUCGCGUUUGAGGAUUAGAGCAAGGAAGCCGCAGACGUUGCUGAAAUUCAUUUCGUGCGGAAGGUGUAUGUCCGGUAGGUCCCCGAGGCCGAGGCAAAGGUAAUGCUCGUAGCAAUUUUCGUCGUCUUAGAGGGUUCGAUUUCGGGCAUCACGUUGUGUUAGGUUUACUUUGUACCCGCUGUUUAGGUAUUUCAUUAGACAAAUCAUAAUUCUUGAGAAUAAAUUUAGAGUAGAGUAGUGAAAGAUUAGAGCUUUUGUCAAUGAAUAUUUGUAUUGUUAGUUUUUUUUUUCUUCUCUUUUUUAAAACACAAGCUCGUCAUGUCUUUUCCCUUUAUAUAAUUGCACUCAUUUUAGUAUUUUAGACCA
This is a messenger RNA of Salvia hispanica, 4449 nucleotides long. Its product is annotated as protein STICHEL-like 4. Lineage: Eukaryota; Viridiplantae; Streptophyta; Magnoliopsida; Lamiales; Lamiaceae. Gene Ontology annotation, molecular function: DNA clamp loader activity; ATP binding; DNA-directed DNA polymerase activity. The record is from RefSeq and is a predicted model, not a curated record. Gene Ontology annotation, biological process: DNA repair; DNA-templated DNA replication. Gene Ontology annotation, cellular component: DNA replication factor C complex; DNA polymerase III complex.